CUUUGACAUGUUUGUGCUCCGACUGCAAACAAGCAAACUCCACGUGUGAAACAGACGGCGCGUGCAUGGUCUCGGUCUUCAACCUGGAUGGUGUUAAACAUCACGUUCGGACCUGCAUCCUGUUUCCUGCUGGGAAACCCUUCUAUUGUCUGAGUUCAGAAGAUCUGCGUAAUACUCACUGCUGCUACUCUGAUUUUUGCAACAAAAUUGAUUUAAUGGUUCCCAGUGGACACCUGAAAGAUAACGAACCCCCGUCGAGCUGGGGUCCUGUGGAGCUAGUGGCAGUGAUUGCUGGACCUGUCUUCCUUGUGUUUGUUGUCAUGAUCAUAGUAGUCUUUGUUUUUCAUCACCACCAACGAGUCUACCACAAUCGUCAGCGGCUGGACAUGGAAGACCCCUCUUGUGAAAUGUGCCUGUCGAAGGAUAAGACCUUGCAAGAUCUAGUCUACGAUCUCUCCACCUCUGGCUCUGGCUCAGGUUUGCCGCUUUUUGUCCAGCGGACUGUGGCUCGGACAAUUGUCCUUCAGGAGAUCAUUGGUAAAGGCCGCUUCGGGGAAGUGUGGCGUGGCAGGUGGCGCGGAGGUGACGUAGCUGUAAAAAUCUUCUCUUCACGUGAGGAGCGUUCCUGGUUUAGGGAAGCGGAAAUAUAUCAAACCGUUAUGUUGCGACAUGAGAACAUCCUGGGAUUUAUUGCGGCAGAUAACAAAGAUAAUGGAACAUGGACUCAGCUGUGGCUUGUCUCUGAUUACCAUGAGCACGGAUCUCUCUUUGACUACCUGAAUCGAUACACAGUGACUAUCGAGGGGAUGAUCAAGCUCGCCCUGUCCGCUGCUAGCGGGCUGGCCCAUCUACACAUGGAGAUUGUGGGUACUCAGGGAAAACCUGGGAUUGCUCACAGGGACUUGAAAUCCAAGAACAUCUUGGUGAAGAAGAAUGGCACGUGUGCCAUCGCUGACCUUGGUCUGGCCGUCCGGCAUGAUUCGGUUACGGAUACGAUUGAUAUUGCACCGAAUCAAAGGGUUGGAACCAAACGAUACAUGGCCCCUGAAGUCUUGGAUGAAACCAUUAACAUGAAGCAUUUUGAUUCAUUUAAAUGUGCCGAUAUCUAUGCCUUGGGCUUGGUCUACUGGGAGAUUGCUCGAAGGUGCAACGCAGGAGGUAUCCAUGAAGAGUAUCAGCUUCCGUACUAUGACCUUGUGCCCUCUGAUCCUUCUAUUGAGGAGAUGCGGAAGGUCGUAUGUGAUCAGAAAUUACGGCCUAAUAUCCCGAACUGGUGGCAAAGCUACGAGGCACUACGGGUGAUGGGUAAGAUGAUGCGAGAGUGCUGGUACGCCAACGGAGCGGCUCGACUCACCGCCCUCCGCAUUAAGAAAACCCUCUCACAGCUCAGUGUCCAGGAAGAUGUGAAAAUCUAG
Molecule: messenger RNA, 1415 nt
Organism: Fulmarus glacialis (Northern fulmar)
Lineage: Eukaryota; Metazoa; Chordata; Aves; Procellariiformes; Procellariidae
Gene: ACVR1B
Product: activin A receptor, type IB
Biological process (GO): nervous system development; protein phosphorylation; activin receptor signaling pathway
Cellular component (GO): plasma membrane; activin receptor complex
Molecular function (GO): ATP binding; activin receptor activity, type I; activin binding
Source: RefSeq, a predicted model, not a curated record